Aegilops tauschii subsp. strangulata is the source of this 1671-nucleotide messenger RNA. Its product is annotated as pectin acetylesterase 9. The record is from RefSeq and is a predicted model, not a curated record. Gene Ontology annotation, molecular function: hydrolase activity. NCBI's taxonomy places the organism in Eukaryota, Viridiplantae, Streptophyta, Magnoliopsida, Poales, Poaceae.
GUGACAUGCACAGUGCACAUGAGACGGACAUCCCUGGGCCGGAUUGAAGCACCAGAAACGGACAGUCCAGGUCUCGCAAGUUUCUUCCUCCUGCCGCGCCUCCUCUCCCCCCGUCCUUAAUAUCUCUUCCCAGCGCGUGCCGUGCCGCGGUCGACCGACAUGGCCCGGCGGCGGCUCUGGACGUGGGCAGCUGCCGUCGUCGUCGUCGCUGCUGCGGCUGCGGCUGCAGCGGCGGCGGGCCAGGAGAAAAGGCUGCUGGUGGGCAUGACUCUCGUCCCGGGCGCCGCGUCCACGGGGGCAGUGUGCCUCGACGGGAGCCCGCCGGCGUACCACCUCCACCGUGGCUCCGGCGCGGGCGCCCGCGGCUGGUUGCUCCAGUUCGAGGGCGGCGGCUGGUGCAACGACGCGCCGUCGUGCGCCGCAAGAGCCGGCACGCGGCGGGGGUCCACCCGGCUCAUGAGCAAGCUCGAGGUCUUCUCCGGCGUGCUCAGCAACGAUCCGGCCAGGAACCCAGAUUUUUACAACUGGAAUCGGGUGAAGCUGCGGUACUGCGACGGCGGAUCCUUCGCGGGCGAUUCAGAGUUCAGAAAUGGCUCUUCAGUCAUCUACAUGAGAGGUCAAAGGAUAUGGGAUGCUAUCAUCGCCGAUCUCCUCACCAAAGGCCUCGCCAAAGCCGAAAAGGUGCUGCUCUCAGGCUGCUCAGCAGGAGGCCUAGCUACAUUCUUCCACUGCGACAACCUCGGGGAGCUUCUUGGGGGUGUCGCCACGGUGAAAUGCAUGAGCGACGCGGGGUUUUUCCUUGAUGUGGAUGACAUUUCUGGCAACAACAGCAUUAGGCCUUUCUUUAGCAGCCUAGUUGCUCUGCAGGGAGCUGAGAAGAAUUUGAACAAAGACUGUCUAAAUUCAACACUCGAUCCUUAUCUGUGUUUUUUCCCGCAGUAUGCACUUCAAAACAUUAAAACCCCAUAUUUCAUCUUGAAUUCAGCAUACGAUGUAUAUCAGUUCCAUCACAUCUUUGUGCCUCCUUCGUCUGAUCCUAGGGGUCACUGGAGUCGCUGUAAGGCGGACCCUAGCGCAUGCAGCACAUUACAAAUUGCAACUCUCCAAGGCCUAAGAAGUGCAAUGUUAACAGCUCUCAAACUGUUUGAAGGUGAGCCGGAGGUGGGGAUGUUCAUCAAUUCUUGCUUUGCACAUUGCCAGAGCGAGCUGCAGGACACAUGGUUUGCACCGAAUUCCCCAACACUGGACAAUGAGACAAUUGCAGAGCUAGUCGGUGAUUGGUACUUUGAAAGGGGUGCCGCCCAAGAAAUCGACUGCGCCUAUCCCUGCGACUCAACUUGCCACAACAUUAUACCAUCUAAUCAGGUCGGCAACUAGUGGAUACAAUGUGUUGUGUAGGUUGGUUCAUAGUGUUCUUCAGCUCAAUACAAGAAAUAUUGGCAAAAUUUUACUGUGUAUUGCUAAGUUCAUCAUAUAUACUACAAAUAUAUAGAAGAAAUAGCUUGGAUGCCCAGCAUAGAGGUAUCAUGUUUUGGGUUCAGAUCCAUCAUUUCCAUGUCUCUACAUUUGCUUUCUUUGGUCCAUUUUCUUUUAACAAUCAUUCUUUGAUUUUGGGACUGUCUAUUUAACAGUCGACUGAAUUUCAAUUGGUAUUCAUCUUUUUUUAGCCAA